AUGUGCCUAUUAUUGUCAAUAGCAAGUCGACAUCCAUUGUUGGCGAAGGCAAAGGUUCGAACGAAAGACGAAGUUGAACUUUAUAAUUUAUAUUUUACAAAAGACAGUGGUGAUUCCGUUCUUCCGACAAGCAGUCGUGGUAUCAACUACUCUUCUCUUCCACCUCCUGGUCUCUUGUUGAACAAUGUAUCAUAUCCAGAUGAUAGAGAUUUUGCUUUUUUUGAACCACUUACUCAAAGUUAUUGGCCCACUAAUUUUGUUCUGGACAAUACCCAUUCUGAUUUAUGUGAUGAUGAUGAUAUCAAUCUUGUGUUGAAGGACAGUAAAAAUCAGCAACCGUCCUUUCUGAAUUCAGGCAACAACAGUAGCAGCUACUCCAUCUGUUUGGAAUACUUUUGUGAGUGCUCCAUUGAUGCGAAUGUUUGUUUCAAUUUAACCAACUCUCUCAUUGAAAAUGAAAGAUUCCGAAUGCAAUAUUUCCGAAUGAUUAAUUAUUGUAUUCAUUGCAACAAUCAUCAUUCUCGACAAUUCAUAAACUCCAUUUCAGAGGAGCCCGCAGUUGCAACCAAAAAUUCAAAAUGUCUUUCCAGGUUUCCAUCCUAUGAAUUAUUACAGAGGUCGUUAUUGAAACAUUGCAAUAUUGGAAUUAGUCAACAAAAGGUGAAUUCUCUUCUUUCCUCCAAUGAAACAAACGAUGAUUUUAAUGUUGGAAUUAUUGAUUGGAGGUUUUUCCAGAUUAACAAUUAUUAUUCAAACAUGUAUUUGAAAAAUCAUUCCGCCACGAUUAAUGAUAGCACUCUGCACAUGUUCUAUACACUCUUUGUAGAAGAAUCCGUGAAUCCUGUCAUGUGCUGGUGCAGAAAUGAAUUGGGAAAACGUUACGCUUUUCAAUGUGGAGAUGCAUACUACAAUUUUAUUGUUCCUUUCAAGUAUAUUGGGUCUCCUCUUUUACUGAUUAUUCUUCUUUCUUUUUCACUACUUUUAGCAACAAUUUAUAAUAUUAUUCCACUCUAUUUUACCAAAAGAGCAAUUGUGAUAACCCGAUCUAGAACUGAAAUUGCUAAUCAAAUUCAAGCACAUUUCAUUCCACUUAUUUAUUUACGAAUUGCGUUGGAGGAGUGUGUGUUAAAGGAUCUAAGAUCUAUUAUAUUGUUAUUUGAGGUUAUGGGCACCACGAUCUUAAUUACGGAGAAUGUCAUUUGCUUUUUAUGGAAUUUUAGCUUUUUCUUUGACAGCCAAAGCUCUGAUUUAUUGUGGGGAUGCUUUAGAGCUUUGGCAAUAUGGUUCUAUGCUUUCUCCUCCACGGCUCUACUUGUUCAGUGGGGUCAUAUUGUAGAUUUAUUGCAAGCAUCAACUACCAAGAAAUCACUCUCUCGAUUUAACGUGAUUCUGAUUUUGAGCAUCUAUACAUUUAAUUGUUGCAUAAUGGUUAUUGGUGUCAUUGCAUGCAUCGUUUUAAAAUCAACCAUGCCACUAUUUGCGGCCGCAACAAUCUCCAUGAUUGUAGCUCCCAGUAUUUUAAUUAUCUGUUUCACAACUUAUUCUUUUCUCAUAUUUAAGCGCCUUAAACUUGCUAACAGAAAUAUUAGAGAAAUGCGAUUUACCAAAUCCAUGACCUUAUUUAAUGUCUCUUUGAUAUCCGCCUUCAUUUUUGGGAUUGUCUUUUUGCCCACAUUUGUUGUGCGUUGGGAUAUUUAUGGAAUUUAUGUUGGAAUUCACAAGAAUUUGGUGAUUGAUUUAGCGUGUGUGGUAGUUACAGGUUUUUUCACAUACAUUCUUGCAAACGAAGGAGACAUCACCAAAUACUAUCCGAAUGGUUUUGGAAAAUUAGUGCUUUGCAUGUCAUCUGUUGAAACAUCUCCAAAGAUUAUGAUGCCCAAUGCAACAACAUUUUCUCCACCUCCAACACCCAUCACAAGAGCAGGUUUCAAUCCUAUGGAGAGUACAGAGCUUGAUUCCUCUACAUCGAUGUCAACACCUACCACACAAAGCCACACCAUAUUAUCUACCCCGACCAUUCCAACACAUCCAUCAGAUUCUGAUCUUUCCAAAUCACAAUCGAUGAAUCAGGUUUAA
Messenger RNA from Naegleria fowleri, 2076 nucleotides. RefSeq lists its product as uncharacterized. NCBI's taxonomy places the organism in Eukaryota, Heterolobosea, Eutetramitea, Acrasida, Naegleriidae. The record is from RefSeq and is a predicted model, not a curated record. The transcript has a single exon. The coding region runs from base 1 to 2076 and encodes 691 amino acids.